UUCCCCCUGACGCACUGUCUGCCACGAAUGUCAGUCCACACAACGACUGGAGCUAUCAGUGUAAACAGAAAUACUGGAGUUUAAACACCACAUUUUGAACAGAGAGUGGUCCUUUCCCGCUACCCAGGCCAAGCCAAGAAGUUGCCAUGGAUACCAAAGUGGAGGACCCUUUUGCAGAGGAGGCUGCGAAGGACGCAGCAGCAGCAGAACCACCUGUAGUCUCCAGCCUCGCGGCCAGGUUGUGGUUGCCGCGUAACUUCUCCUCUAAUGUUGCUAAGGAGUGGCUGGAUCGUCGUCGUAAGUCUAUCCGUCCGUGGGCGUCCUUCGUGGACCAGCGCCGCUUCUCUAAGCCCAAGAGCCUCGCGGAGCUGUGCCAACGCGCCGUCCGGAACCUGGACACCUACCAUUCCAACUACACGUUUAUAUUCCUGGGACUCAUCCUGUAUUGCAUUAUCAGCUCUCCCAUGCUUCUGAUUGCGUUGGCGGUCUUCGCUGGAGCAUUCUACAUCAUCCACCUCAAAUCCCUCGAGAACAAACUGGUCGUCUUUGGACGGGAGUUGACUCAGGGUCAUCAGUUGGGAUUGGCUGGGGGCGUGUCCUUCCCCGUCUUCUGGUUGGCUGGAGCCGGAGCUGCUGUAUUCUGGGUACUAGGCGCUACGCUGGCUGUGAUUGGUUCCCACGCUGCGUUCCGGGAGCUGGAGUCCACUGACCUGGAUGAGCUGCUGAUGGAGCCUGUUUAAGCCCCGCCCAGACCCGCCCACCUCAAGCCCCGCCCCCACCAGUGACCUUUGACUCCCUCGGCUGCCUAGCCCCACCCACUUGCCCAGAAUGCACCCUGCUUGCCACGCUCGCGGGUGUGAGUGCGUUACAAUAUGCGACCUUGCCUCCUCCACUUGGGUUUGUCUCCUCGUACCAGGAAGUAAUAGGUCAUGAUGACAUCACUGACAACAGCAUUAUAUUUCAAUAUAUUUUUUUCAUUUGCAAUUGGGAUGGUGAAUGAAAAACAGUCCCCCAAAAGUUGUUGUGGCUAGGCUGACAGCUGGGAAACUUUAUCGUUUUCUCCACGGAGGAGGGGCCAGGAGGCGGGACGAGGAGACAAGCGGAGGAGGCAAGGUCGCAUAUUGUAACACAUUCUGUGUGUGUGUGUGUGUGUGUGUGUGUGUGUGUGUGUGUGUGUGUGUGUGUGUGUGUGUGUGUGUGUGUGCGUAUGUGUAUGUGUAUGUGUGUAUGUUAUAAACAUGGCUGAAAGUGCAUUAGCACAGGGUUAAGUAAUGUAGACACGCACACACACACACACACACACACACACACACAUAGUCAGUCUGGUACAUGUGUGUGUGUGUUGAUGUGAUGAUCAUUGUGCCUAAAUAAGAGGGUUACUGACGGUGAUGGUGUUACAUGAGAGGCUCAUCUUGGCUGCGUUCCAAUAUGCGACCUUGCGACCUCCACUUGUGCUUGUGGCAUAGAACCAGGAAGCAAUAUGUUGUGAUGACAUCACUGAUUACAGCAUUAAAUUUCAAUAUCUCGCAAAAGCUCAAUUGUAGAGACAUUUGCUCAUUUGCAAACUGCAUGGUGAGUGUAGAACAGUCCCCCAAAAGUGGUUGUGGCUACAGCAGGCUGACAGCUGGGGAACUCAAUUGUUCUCUCCAGGGAGGCGGCCGGGGAUUAAUCGAUUAAUCACGAUUCAAUUUGAUUCGAUUCAUUCCGAAUCGAUUCAAUCCGUUCCCUUCUUGGUGCCAGGAUUUCCCCCAAAAGAUGCUGUUGCCUAUUUUUAUAUAAAAAUGUCAAAGAUGUGGCUUGACAGUGUUAACAGAUUGCUAAUUUGUAAUAGGCCUAGGCCUAAUUGACUAAUACCUACUGUGUAUUUUCCAUAGACCUAAAAUAAACAAAAAGAAGGAAAAGAAAAUGAACCAAAAAAAAAAUAUUUUGUGCCCUGUGAAUUGGUUAUCUGAAUUUUAGAUUAAAUCGAUCGAUUAUCAAUUAAAUCGAUAAUUUUACCCAGCCCUAUGUGUGACCAUGUGCUGUAACAGUUAGUUAUGAUGUACGCCAAACAUUUAUUAUAUUUACGUCUUGCCACAGUGGAUGUGUUUACGUCUUACCACAGUGGAUAUGUUUAUUGAGCUUUAUGACUUUAUUUAGCUUCAGCCUAGUUCAUCCUGCGUUCCAAAUGUUAUUUUUUUGUCUUAGUGUAGAUUAUGGUGUUAGCUUAGCAAAUAUUAGCAUGGCUCUACGCAGGAUGUGCAAAAAGAGAAGAUUAGAGAAUUCAAACUCCGCCCAUCCAAUACAAAGGAGUGUGUUCAAUAAGUUGGGUCUCCUAAGGGGGCGUUGUCUCCUCCUUCUUCUCUCUCUGUGGCAUUUCCUUCUUCUUCUUCUUCUCUGUUUGUGAUGUUUGGUGACGGCUUGCACAAGAUGUGUGCUACCGCCGUCUACAGUGCUAACGGAACUCUAAAGUCUCCUAAAGGGGCGUUCACCUGAUGUCACAUGGAUCUAGGAAAAGUCUGAGCCUUAAAGGGACACUGUGUGUUUAUUUCCAGAAUUCAUGCUGCCCAUUCACUAAUGUUGCAUUUUUCACUUACCACCACCAUCACAUUCUAAGUAUUCACUAUGACUGGAAAAAUUGCACUUUUCAUACAUGAAAAGGGGGAUCUUCUCCAUGGUCCGCCAUUUUGAAUUUCCAAAAACAACCAUUUUUAGCUGCAAAAAUGACUGUACUUGGACCAUUCUAGAAAAUAUUUGUUUAUUACUUAGUAAACUUUCAUGUAAAGAUCAAAUUUGGCAAUAGGCAGCCCAGUUUCAAUGAGCCGCAUACUUGCAGUACCUUUUUUGACCAUUUCCUGCAAAGUGUCCCUUUAAGUAUCUUACUCUAAUCUCCUCUCUUUGGUAUGUGUAGCUUCAUGCAGCUGCUUCAUACAGCUUGGUAUGUAUUCAGCUGCUUCAUUCAGCUGCUAACAGCUUGGUAUGUAUUCAGCUGCUUCAUUCAGCUGCUAACAGCUUGGUAUGUAUUCAGCUGCUUCAUUCAGCUGCUAACAGCUUGGUAUGUAUUCAGCUGCUUCAUUCAGCUGCUAACAGCUUGGUAUGUAUUCAGCUGCUUCAUUCAGCUGCUAACAGCUUGGUAUGCGUGGCCCAGCUGCUCCAUUCAGCUGCUAACAGCUUGGUUUGUGUGGCCCAGCUGCUACAUGCAGCUGCUAACAGCUUGGUAUGUAUGAUCCAGCUGCUAACAGCUGCUAACAGCUUGGUAUGUAUGAUCCAGCUGCUUCCGCUAGUUUAGCAUCAUGUAGGCUUCACAGUUGGCUCUAAAAUCAUAUAUUUUAUUCUUACUGUUGUUUUUAUUUUAUUCUUUUUUUUUUACUUUUCUACUCUUGGGGCUGCUCUGGGGCGAGUUUCUCGAAAGUGUAGUUGUUAGCCUGUUAGCAGCUUUAGUAGUUGCCAAUGGGAAAUUGCCUUGCAAACAACAAAGUAGCUAGCACAGUUAGCCACUAUGGUUUCGAGAAAUGCACCCCUGCUCUGGUCUGCUCUUCGCUCCUCAGUCAGAAGUGCAAUAAUAAAGAUCUCUAAAGUAAUGCACAAAGAUCUCCAAAGUAAGUCAUAAAGAUGUGUCUCUGGGAUAAUAAAGACGUGUCUCUGGAACAGAAACCUGCUGAGUGUCUUCAUUCGUAACAAUAUAGGCCAGUGAUUCUCAACGUGUGGUCCGUGGACUUCUGGUGGUCCGCGACAGAGCUCAGGUGGUCCGUGAUGGGAUUUCUACUUUUCCCAGACAAGCUAGCAGUAGGCUAUAUUUGUAACAUUAUUACACAGCUAAACAUAGCUUCACCACAAAAAGACAGACUUGUAAUGUGAAUAAAAAGCAACUGAUCUGCAUCGUAAUUAGCAGUAGGCUAUCAAAUUCGCACCCGUCAACUUUGAACAUUUUUGGGGGGACAAAGUGGUCCCCGGUCUGAAGAACUUUGAGAAUCACUGAUGUAAUGCAUAAAGAUCUCCAAAGUAAAUCAUAAAGAUCUCUAAUGUAGGCCUAAAUCAUAAAAAUCUCUAAUGUAAAUCAUAAAGAUCUCUAAUGUACAUAAAGAUCUCUAAUGUAAUGCAUAAAGAUCUCCAAUGUAAAUCAUAAAGAUCUCUAAUGUAAAUCAUAAAGAUCUCUAAUGUACAUAAAGAUCUCUAAUGUAAAUCAUAAAGAUCUCUAAUGUAAUUUAAAUCAUAAAGAUCUCCAAUGUAAUGCUUAAAGAUCUCUAAUGUAAUAAAGAUCUCUAAUGUACAUAAAGAUCUCUAAUGUACAUAAAGAUCUCUAAUGUAAAUCAUAAAAAUCUCUAAUGUAAAUCAUAAAGAUCUCUAAUGUACAUAAAGAUCUCUAAUGUGAUAAAGAUCUCUAAUGUACAUAAAGAUCUCUAAUGUACAUAAAGAUCUCUAAUGUAAAUCAUAAAGAUCUCUAUUGUAAUAAAGAUCUCUAAUGUAAAUCAUAAAGAUGUGUAUCUGGGGUAAUAAAGAUGAAUCUCUGGAAUAGACGCCUGCUGUGUGUCUUUAUUCAGACAUUUUAAUAUAGAAUGAUGAUAAUGUGAAGCGUGAAGUGCAAUUAUAAAGAUGUAUCUCUGGAACAGUUAAGCAAUAUGACCCGAGUGGACUGACAUCCUCCCUGGAACAGUUAAGCAAUAUGACCCGAGUGGACUGACAUCCUCCCUGGAACAGUUAAGCAAUAUGACCCGAGUGGGAGGGAUGAUGUGCACUGACAUCCUCCCUGGUGUGGUUAAUAUGACCCGAGUGGACUGAC
This is a messenger RNA of Engraulis encrasicolus (European anchovy), 4759 nucleotides long. RefSeq names its product Rab acceptor 1 (prenylated) (gene rabac1). Lineage: Eukaryota; Metazoa; Chordata; Actinopteri; Clupeiformes; Engraulidae. The coding region runs from base 147 to 740 and encodes 197 amino acids. The record is from RefSeq and is a predicted model, not a curated record. The transcript has 6 exons. Gene Ontology annotation, cellular component: Golgi apparatus.